This is a messenger RNA of Peromyscus maniculatus bairdii (prairie deer mouse), 9620 nucleotides long. RefSeq names its product ring finger protein 150 (gene Rnf150). The record is from RefSeq and is a predicted model, not a curated record. Gene Ontology annotation, molecular function: ubiquitin protein ligase activity. Lineage: Eukaryota; Metazoa; Chordata; Mammalia; Rodentia; Cricetidae. Gene Ontology annotation, cellular component: nucleus. Gene Ontology annotation, biological process: ubiquitin-dependent protein catabolic process; positive regulation of DNA-templated transcription; protein ubiquitination.
AUCUUCCAGCAAAUGGAAAGAUUGUUCGAGAGAGGUACAAACACUUUUCUUUAUUUAAGGCUCUGGCCUUUCGCCCCAACUGAUCUAAGCGGCAAGAUGAGACUGAAUUUGAGGGCCGGCAGAGGUCGCUGACGCCCAGGAAGAGAGACAGAGUGAGCGUGGCAAGGGGAGCCCAGGAGCUUUGACAUCACACUAAGCUCCUCCUUGCACGCACUCAUUACACACACACACACACACACACACACACAACAUACACAGACACGCACAAAUCGCUGUACCCCUGUCCGCACGCUCCCCACCCCCCAUCCCAUCCACCGGGGACCGUCCCCUCCCUCGACAAGUGAGCGUCCCGGGCGUAGCCACCUAGUCAGGCCAGGAGCGCAGCGCCCACUACCCUGGGGAACCCACGCGCAGCCGGAGCGACCGCCGCGACUGCAGCUGGACAGACAGUCCCAGCCCCAGGGACCUCGAGCAACCUGACCCCGCCCCGCCCGGCCGCGACGAGCAGAGCCGCCAACCUCUCCAAACUCCAGGACCCCCGCCACCCCUAUGAGAGAAGGCGACGCAGGGCAGAGAGGAGCAGGACGCCCGGCAGCCAGAUUCCCCUGCAAGCUUGCAGCGUCCGCUCGGUGUCGGGGCCGCGAUCACCACCCGGGAAGCCGGAUGCCAGCGCCGCGCGUCGGCUGAGAGGGGACAGGGCCGGCUUUGCCCGCUCGCCCGGAAUCCGGUCUCCGCAGCGGCUGCGUGUCCCAGCUGGGGCCCCGCCGGCCCGGGAGUGAGCCGCAGCGACAGGAGGACCCAAGCGGCCGACCCGGGGUUGGCCCGGGCUGGGGAAGGAGGGACGGAGCGGGAGGAGGGCACAGGGGGCGGGGAGGGGACCCCGGAGGAGAGAGAUGGCAAUGUCUCUCAUCCAAGCGUGCCGCAGUCUGGCUCUCUCAACAUGGCUGCUUUCCUUUUGUUUCGUGCAUCUGCUCUGCCUGGACUUCACCGUGGCGGAGAAGGAGGAAUGGUACACCGCCUUCGUGAACAUCACCUAUGCGGAGCCCGAGCCCGGGGCCGCGGUGGCGGGCGGCGGCGGCGGCGCCGAGCUGCACACGGAGAAGACCGAGUGCGGACGGUACGGUGAGCACUCGCCCAAGCAGGACGCGCGCGGCGAGGUGGUCAUGGCCAGCUCGGCCCACGACCGCCUGGCUUGCGACCCCAACACCAAGUUCGCCUCGCCGGCCCACGGCAAGCACUGGAUAGCCCUCAUCCCCAAGGGCAACUGCACCUACAGGGAUAAGAUCCGGAACGCGUUCCUGCAGAACGCCUCGGCCGUGGUCAUCUUCAACGUGGGCUCCAACACCAACGAGACCAUCACCAUGCCCCACGCAGGUGUGGAAGACAUCGUGGCUAUAAUGAUUCCUGAGCCCAAAGGGAAGGAGAUAGUAAGCCUGCUGGAAAGGAAUAUCACCGUGACCAUGUACAUCACCAUCGGAACCCGGAACUUGCAAAAAUAUGUGAGCCGCACAUCGGUUGUGUUUGUCUCCAUCUCCUUCAUUGUCCUGAUGAUCAUUUCCCUCGCAUGGCUGGUCUUUUAUUAUAUCCAGAGGUUUCGAUAUGCAAAUGCCAGGGACAGGAACCAGCGCCGUCUGGGAGAUGCAGCAAAGAAAGCCAUCAGCAAGCUCCAGGUCAGGACCAUCAGGAAGGGCGACAAGGAAACAGAGUCUGAUUUUGAUAACUGUGCUGUCUGCAUCGAAGGGUACAAGCCCAAUGAUGUGGUGAGGAUCCUGCCCUGCCGGCAUCUUUUCCACAAGUCCUGUGUUGACCCCUGGCUUCUAGACCAUCGCACCUGUCCCAUGUGCAAGAUGAACAUUCUUAAAGCCCUAGGGAUCCCGCCCAAUGCCGACUGCAUGGAUGACUUGCCCAUUGAUUUUGAGGGCUCUCUAGGAGGCCCACCAACCAAUCAGAUCACAGGCGCCAGUGAUACCACAGUAAACGAAAGCUCAGUCACUUUGGACCCUGCUGUGAGGACAGUGGGAGCCCUGCAGGUGGUCCAGGACCCAGACCCUGCACCCCAGGAAGGAGAAGCCAUCUUUACAACUAACAGUGACCAGGAGCCAGCAGUGAGCAGUGACUCUGACAUCUCAUUGAUUAUGGCACUGGAAGUGGGACUGUCUGAUGUAGAACUUUCCACUGACCAAGACUACGAAGAGGUGAAAUCUUGAGAUGGUAGAAACAGAGAAAAGGAAACACAGGACCCAGGGGGACAAGAAGGAAGCAUGCUCCGAGACUUGAACUGGAUACACAGCCUUCAGCUCGCCAUGGCAACCCCAGGGCACUCUGUUCAAGGGUGGUAACGGAAGCAAUAUCCAAAGUCUGCAGAAUCAGGAUGCGGGUUCCCAUCUCUGCAACAAUCUGUGGCCUUGGUGUGGAAGCGGAAAGCUGGAUUCCUCCGUGUCAGCGCAGACACGCAGCAGAAGGUCCUGCCGCAGGCUGGAAGGAGACCUGUGUGGCUUCUUUCAGCUUCUCCCAUCUUCUUGUUCUUGUUUGGAGAAGAUGGUCUAAAUCCCUGGCAAUUUCUUUUUAAAGAUGAUGUGUAGUUUACAUCUGUCCCCUUGUUUCCCUUUGAUUCACUCUGGCCCUUGUACAGAGGUCUGUUUAAAAGUCCUGGUUGCUGCUCCAAUGAUCAGUUAGUACCACAUCUCUGAGAUUUAUAGUCAUGAGCUCUCAGUAUGAAGUGUGUAUGACUUCGAGAAUUGCCUCAGCACCCUGAAAUGGUGGAAGGCUGGAAUUUAUCAAGUGUCUAACUCCCUCCUCUAAGAGGGUCUUGACGAACCCAGCUGCCAGAGACAGUGACAGCAAGUUCUGGAUCUGCUGAGUCCAUUGCUCAUUAUUUUCACCUACAUCAUGUAGGGCCUCCACUUGCCGUGCUCUGUCCAGGGCCACCUUGGCAGAAAGAGCUUUCAGGGAAGAGGGUGGUGCAUCUGACUGCAGGGUCUUACUCUAAAACUCAGAAGUUCCCCACAGGGCAUGAAUCCAAUGCUUAGAGUGUGUGGAACUAUAAGCCCGGUUUAAAAAUCUGAUACCCUGUCUUCCCAGGGCUAGGAAGAUGGCUGUCUCCCUGGUUAUCCCCAAGGCCUUAGCAGUCUAUCACCUUUGUAAGUGAGUUCUGUGGGUGCAGGCUAUAGAGAAGACACAAUCGUCUUUUUUAGGUCACUGGCAUCCAGGUGUAAACUAACUUCCGGUUCUGUUCUGUUAAUCCUCACCAGCCUACAUGGAAAGCUCUAAAUAAAUCCUUAGCACUUUGCAGCUUGGGUCUUCCUAAGAGCAUCUUGCUACCAAGAGGAGGAUGAGGUAUGAUUUGAUAAGGUCUGAGCCAAAAAGCACGUCAUGGGGAAUUGCUAAAUCGAGUUUCUCCUGAUUAUGAGAAACAAACAAACAAAAAAUAACCAAUGACUAUCAAAAUCCACCUUACUAUAAAGUAGUUUAUGAUUUUAUUCUUUGUUUGUUUGUUUGAAAUAAUGACAAAAAAUGUGCUGUUUUUCAUGUGAACAGUUUUGUGAUCCAUGCACCCUCUGCAGAGGGUGACCAGGAGGAUCUCCUCAUCAUCUCUAGCAGUUGGCAAGGUCACACAGAGCAGGGAUUAACCAGGAAAGCAAGCUCUUCCCACUGAGCUGUAUUUAUGUGUUUGAUUCGGGCUUUUCCACCUCAUUACACUAAUACUCCUUCAAACAGGGCUUGGCUGAGCUGUGAAUCCUUGCUGCCCACUGGAAUGUUGAGUCCAGAGCAGCAGAGUUCCUGGCUGCUCUUUUUCUUGCUACCUUUAGUGAGGUCCUAUCUGAUGGUGUAUGCGUACAGCAAGGCAAAGGGAAACAGCCUUCAGGAAAACCUCUUCUGUCCAAGGUCCUGCACGGCCCAUAGUUAACUCCAGCCUCCAAAGGCUGAGAAGAUCCAUCGGGAGGAAGUAGGAGAGCUCUGAACCAGGAUGUGUACAAUGAGGAAUUUAGCAGAUGCUGAACCAGGAUGUGUACAAUGAGGAAUUUAGCAGAUGCUGAACUGGGAUGUGUACAAUGAGGAAUUUAGCAGGUGACUCUCACAGUUCGCUCUUUUUUGGAUCACUCAUUUGCACUUCUCCAGUGGGAUCUUUUGUGAAAACAACUGUGUCACAUAGCAAAUUUUGAUAUGAAGUCUAAUGAAAUUAGGGUAAUUCGACAGCAAAAGACAUACAAAUUAUAUUGCAUGCCCAGGGAGAAAAAGUGUUGGUGGGCAUUUUCUGUGUUUGGUGGGAGUUUUCUGGCCAAUGGUCAGGUAAAUUGCCGUUUACAUAAGCAAGCCCUUGACCUGAUAUCCUAUAAGAGCCUGAAUGGAUGAUGAAGGGUCCAAAUGUCUGUUCUCUUUACCAUAGCCUUCCCUGAUACCCUUCCACAAUAAGAGACUCUGACGUGGGGGCCCAAUAAACCACACAUGGCUGUACAACCCAGAAAUGCAAACUGAAUAGGCAUUUACAUGCAUGCAGUUUUCUGUAGCAAGUAUCUGCACCAACUCUGUCAAACAGAAAUACAGCCCAAGUCACAGACACUUUUUUUAAAUUUUCCAUUACCCACAUUUUAAGAAGCAAAAAAAAAAGGUGAAAAUAAUUUAUUAAUAUUCUUAUUUAACCAAAUAUUAUUGUUUUAACAUGCAAUUGAUAUGGAAAGUAUUAAGGAAAUAUUUUCCUCUCUUUUUUAUUGUAGCUUCUAAGUCCAUUAUGUCUUUUACACACACAACACAUCUCAAUUUUCACUAGCCACAGCUUAGCUUUCAGUAGCCACAUGUGCCUAGUAGCCACCAGCUAGAAAACACAGCCUGAGAGAUGCUCCAGAAUCCUUAAAAGGACAGAAGAAAAGGGAGAAGAUUACCUCAGUUCUCACGGAGAGAACCAGACUCCACCCAAGCCACCUAAAGAGAGGGCCUGGGGUGUACUUGUUUCAUAAUUAAUAUUGGUUCAAACAGCCUAUACUAACUUCCUGCUUGAACUUUCUAAGCACUAAUGUCCACUAUCAUCAACUGUUACUUCUCUGACAAGUUGUUUGUUAAAAAAACAACAACAACAACAACAAGACAACCAACCAUGCCGAUUUGGAGCUUAAAUGAAAUUACACCCCUCACUUCUAUGACAAACCUUGAGACUCACGUGUGACACUUAGCCAAAGAGAAUUUACCUCAACCCCUAAUUCUUCUCUUUGUGGCUGCCCAGUUCUAGAGUAGACGUCAGAGGCCUGAGGAAAAGCACAGGGAACUGUAGACUGACCCCAUGUAUACAACCGUGUGGCCCUGUCAAGAAGGGAUUGGGAAGCUGGUAACCCUUCAGCUUAGUGAAUGGCCAGCAGCUUUCAGUUCAGCAUCACCCAUCAUGCUUAGGCUAUGGGAGGGAAAGAGGAUUGAAUCCCUUCAGAGUCACCUUCAGAAUGGCUUUCUCCAAGGUGGUUAGUAAUCUUGGGAGCCAAUGCCUCAUAAAUACAGCAUUUGAACACUGACUACCCCCUAGAACUUGGUCAUGCCUUCAGUGUCAAUUCUGGUCACACAACCCAGGGACAGAUGCAGUAUGGAGAAAGUAUGAUGAUAAAUGUAACAGAGGCACCCAGCUACUUCAACACUGCAUGUAGCAUCCUGGCCAUGGAAACGAGUCUCUGUCCAAAGGUUUUUGUGUUGUUGUUAUUUUUGCUUUAGUAUUUUUCUCAUCUGUGAGUAUUCACGGGUCUUCGAUAGUCAUGUGGUCCUAUUAAGAACAGUUGUGCCCAGUAACCAUUUCGGCUACAGUCCAGACAUCCCUGGGGCUACCACACUUCCAGGACCAUAAAGUACGACAGUCUGCCUAAGAUUCAUUGUUGUAAGUUUAGUUGGUGUGAAAUAAAUUACAGAGUGUAAGAAUUUAAUAGUGUUUAGUUGUCCACUGAAUGCAUAUCCUUGGCUGAACAAGAAAAUUACCCAAUAAAAACUUACAGAAAUUUUAGGGAGUAGUGUCACGCCCCGUAUGAAGAGAAGGCCCAGCCUUCUGCAGUACUGAGGCCAUUGAGAUGACAUCCUGUAGCAGUCUUAACUUCUCUGCCUUGGGUUUCUUCAUUUUCCUGUGUUUCUGAUUGCCUGUUUCCUUGUAUACACAUGUGCAUGCACGCGCACACACACAUGCACGCACGCUCGCACACACUCACGUGCGCGCACACACACUUUCCCUAUCUUACCCCUCAUUUCUUUUUUCGUCCUAUUCUAGUUUUUAUUUUGUCACGUUUUCUCCCUACAAGGAAUGCUCCAGUAACACCCACCUGCUGCUGCUCCCCACCCCCCAGCUUGGUGCUGGAAGUCCCCUGAGUAAAUACUGGUGAGGCUACAAUUCCAGGAUGCUGUGGAGAUCUGCUAUCUUACAUGGCCAGAAACUAUAACCUUCUAGUCUGUGUGCCCCAGGAGCAGGUUCUGUGGCUCCUCCGUCUGACAUCUGCCCAAGCUCAGUGCCUAGCUUCAGGGCUUGCUUCCUGGACAUGAUCGUGAGCCACUAACACUGUCAAAGAGGAACAAAAUCCCACUCCUCCAAAGGUCAAAGGUUGGGCUGCCUGCUUUCUUGAGUAGCAUCUCUGUCCCUGCUGGGAAGGAGCAGGGUUGAUGGCUGCAUUUCACAGGGGAGGUGACCCAAAGGACAGCAACAAGGAGGUGGGAUCCCAAGUCAAAGCAAGACUGGCUAAGUGGGAAGUCUCUAGAAAAAUGCCCCUCCCCUGGGUUUAGAGCUUAUCAGUGGGUCCCAGGGAGAAUGGGUGUUUAAGAAUUCAAUAUUCGUGAGUUAAAACACUCUUGAAUUGCAAAGAAGAUGGGAAUAGCCUGGAAAGCAAGUAAGUCUUAGUUUCUCACUGAUACGUAGGUAGCUCUCUCUCUGCCUGGCUCCCAACACCAGGCCCUUUACAGUGGGACAGUAGUGUUUAAAGUCCGGUAGAUAGAAAGCUACUGUGCCCCACUGUGAGCCUUUUGGUGGCACAGUGCUGUUCCAGAACUAAUGAAACCAGUGCAAAUCCUGGAUGUGGAUUUUUAAUUACCACCCCCUUUGAUCACAUCAGUUCCUGUCCUGUAAGAGCCCUCUCUGUCACUCACUCUCUCCCUGUCUUAUGCCCUUCAUAAUCAAGUGGCUCUUCAUGAACCUCAGUGGCCAGACCCCCGAACCCCGUGGCACUGUUCAUGUCCACACUCACUGCACAGCUGUUUGUUCUCUGGCCGUGUGAUACGUGUUUGUUGAGGAUAAUUAGGUGAGAUUGUGUUUCUUGUAAGAGCUCUAAACACAGGCAGACUGAAAAUCUACGGAGAACGGAGAGAAAGCUGAGGUACUCAAAGUCAUUGCUGAUAGAAAGUCUGUGGGGUGGCCAUCCUUAGGCCAGCGGUGACCUUGGGGAAACAGGAAAGAUGUGAGGACCAUGUGUGCUAAAUAAACCAAAGACUGACACCUCCCCCGCAAUGGACACAUGCUCUUCCAUGAACUAGCUGAAUUUUCUCCAGAUGUUCUCACAAACAAAAGUCAAGAUGGACCCUUGGUGGCUUUGAUUUGGGGGGUGGGGGGGCUGCUGCUUGGUCUUGCUAAAUCCACAACUCUGAAGUAGAUAACUGUGGCCUUGGUGACAUGUCAUCUUUGAUCUCUAGUGUUUAACCCUCUUUUCCCUCCAAAGCUUCCAGACAAAUCUACCACUUAUAUUGAACUCAGACUAUUGUUUGUUUUCUUUGAGAAUGUGGAGAUUUUAAAUAGCCAAAGAAUUUUCAUGUAUAAAAGCUAGCGCACUGUAGUGUAUCCUGUUCUUUGAAGAAAAUACCAAAUUGUCACCUGUAGGAAAAGAACAGCGGAAGGACAGCGCAUGGACUUAGCACUCUAAACUUGUGUUGGUUUGUCAGUGCUGUAGGAUGUUAUUGUAAGGGGCAGAGCGCCCUCUGCUGGAACAAUACCUAGAUUAUUUCAGCAAAUUUAUUUGCCAUGGGUUUCCAUUUCAAAGUGUGUCUUACUUUUCAUCCAUACCAUUCCCUCAAUAGUGGAGAAAUUGGUUGACACUUAUUAAAUGAGGAGAGAAAAUCAUGAACUCUAAAGAGCUGUGGGAGACCUCAUCAGACCCGCUUUAAAACGUUGCUGUGUUCUGUUGCUGUCUGGGAAGGUGCUUCCGGCUAGGAUGUAUGCAGAAUUAUCAGCAGAGGUCUGUUUGACUUAGCUCCACUUCCUCAUGUGAAAUCUCAAAGGAAGGUCAAUAAAAGGACUUCUUCCGUAUGAAUGUAAAUGGUGUGAAAUACCCAAGUGUUUUGUAUGUGUACAGAAUCAAUUUACUUCCUGCUUUCAACUUACUAAUAGGAAAUGAUUGUACCAUUUUAUAAUUGGGAGAGAGCUGGAGGUGGGACAGGGUGGGAAGGGGGUGCUAUUUUUAUAGUGGGAUGUCCAUUAUGCUUAGAAAACUUGAAGUAAUUUUGUAUUGUGAAGUUACAUUCCAUUCGUUCCCAGGGGUGAGGGUCUUCUUUAAAACUCUCAUCAGAUGGAAGGAAGAAUUCUCUCAUUUGCAGGAGAAUCUCUUGAGUGUCUGUGGUACCAUAUGUGGCACACACUUCUGUAACCUGCAGACCAUAACCAGCAAUUGUCAAGUUCAAAAGCAGGGGCAGGGGGUAGGGCGCAUUUUUUUUUAACUCUCUGUGUAACACAUUAUUUGUGAUUUUCUUUAAAAAAAAAUCUACAAAGAAUGGAUUUGCAAGUCUGAAAUAAUCAAGCAUGACAUCAUAAGUCUUUCUCCAGCAUCACUAUACCCAGACAAAGGGAAAAUCCAGUGGCUUUGAUUUCCUUUCCUUUCCUUUCCAUUUAAUGACAUGAACCAUGUGCUUCUGUUGUAAAGGAUGGUGCCACGGUCAGCAUUUUACUGAGCUUGCCCACGAGGUCACUUUGGCAGGUUCAUGGCUCCAGUGUAGGAUGACCCCUUCCCAGCAUUUCUCCUCAUUUCAGUCUGAGGACAGGAGAUGGGCUUUUCCUCAACUUCUUCGCCCUCUGACCCACAAAUUACAAGAACCAACUCUGAGUGGUUUUCCAUGGGGAAUUUUGGACUUGGAGUUUGGUUCACUCUCAUGUGCUGAAAUAUGGCAGUGGUGUGUCUACAUCCAUGCUGGGAAGAUAUCAUGUGCUCUGCAGAGUCCCCUGCAUAUUUACAUGCGUGUUCUUUCCUGUUUGUGGUCUGUUCAGUCCCUUCCUCCCCACCCUGGACACCUACCCUACUUCUCUUAAGCACUUUAUAUCUCUUUAAGUACAAAAGAAAUUGGAAGAAAGGAAAAACCAAACCACCCCUGGCUUUAGAGGACUGGGUCUUCUGUUAGGAAAGGCAGAUUCGGUUUGCUUCGGUGUCUUCUCGGUGAGCUGGGAGAGCAUCUGUGGCUCGUCGGGUCCUCACUAGUGAUGAGAUGUUAAGGAUGACAGUUGGAAACACUCGAUCAGACAUAACUAUUUUCAUUAAAGACUAUAAUGUAAAUAAGUGCAACUGUGUUCUGAUGUACGGUCAAAAGAUGUAUGAACUAUAAAGAACUUAACACGAGGAUUGUGACUUCCAGGGAAUUUUUGUUUGUUUUGUUGUUUUGGGUUUUUUUUUUUUAAUAAAAUGGAAACAGAU